This is a messenger RNA of Myodes glareolus (Bank vole), 831 nucleotides long. Lineage: Eukaryota; Metazoa; Chordata; Mammalia; Rodentia; Cricetidae. The record is from RefSeq and is a predicted model, not a curated record.
CGAUUUCCGUUAGCAGCGGCGGGAAUAUCGCUGCUGGCUGCCGACUGCCGACUAGGCCUCUGUGGAAACGAAUCCGGCGGGAAUCUGAGCCAUCGGAGCCGCCACCAUGACUGUGGGUAAAAGCAGCAAGAUGCUGCAGCACAUUGACUACAGGAUGAGGUGCAUCCUGCAAGAUGGCCGGAUCUUCAUCGGGACCUUCAAGGCUUUUGACAAGCAUAUGAACUUGAUCCUCUGUGACUGUGAUGAAUUCAGGAAGAUCAAGCCAAAGAAUGCCAAACAGGCAGAAAGGGAAGAGAAGCGAGUUCUCGGUCUGGUGUUGCUUCGAGGAGAGAACCUGGUCUCCAUGACAGUAGAAGGACCUCCUCCCAAAGAUACUGGUAUUGCCAGAGUGCCACUUGCUGGAGCUGCUGGGGGGCCAGGUAUCGGCAGAGCUGCUGGUAGAGGAAUCCCGGCUGGUGUUCCCAUGCCCCAGGCCCCGGCAGGACUUGCUGGGCCAGUCCGUGGGGUAGGAGGACCAUCGCAGCAGGUGAUGACUCCACAAGGAAGAGGCACUGUUGCGGCAGCUGCAGCUGCAGCCACAGCCAGUAUUGCAGGAGCUCCAACUCAGUACCCACCUGGUCGUGGGGGUCCUCCUCCACCUAUGGGCCGAGGGGCGCCUCCUCCAGGUAUGAUGGGCCCUCCUCCUGGCAUGAGGCCUCCUAUGGGUCCCCCAAUGGGGAUCCCUCCUGGCCGAGGAACUCCAAUGGGCAUGCCUCCUCCUGGGAUGCGACCUCCUCCUCCAGGAAUGCGAGGUCUGCUUUGAUCCUCGCACAGCAUUAUGGCAGUAGUUUC